AUGCAACUGCUGAGACAUACCGCCCGCACCGCUUUCCGGGGCUGCAACACCAACCUCACCAAUGGCACCCGCAUACCACUCCCCAAGCAAUCCAUCUCUGCCGCCGCUGCCCACUUCUCCACGUCUCGUACCAGCCCGGCCAAAAACCAGAUCUACGCAUCCACUCGCCCGCUAACCUCUGCUUCUGGCGCCAGUGUCCGCCGUCCUGAUGACUUCCACACCUAUCAACUUCUUUCCUCCUCCUCUCGCACACCACUGAUAACACUGUGGACCACGUCUUGGUGCGGGACUUGUCGAGUCGUGGCCCCUCUUAUACAAUCCAUCGUAGAGUCUGGUGUCGGUGAAGCGGAGGGCGGCGUAGGCUACUGCACUGUCGAAUUCGACUCUCCCGACGUCAUGAGCGAAGGAUUGGGCAUGACCUACAUGAUCACCUCCAUCCCGACUCUGCUGAGCUUCGACAACCAAGAGGCCCAAAUACAGACCAAGGUUCACGAUGCCAAGAAGUUGACAGACCGCGCUUUCCUCGAAGAGUGGAUCAGGUCUGAGGCUCGGCGGCACGGCCAGCGCGGAGGUGGCGGAGGAUCCGGCGGCGUUUUUGGAGGGUUGUUUGGUGGUUUCAAAUGA
Molecule: messenger RNA, 624 nt
Organism: Colletotrichum phormii
Lineage: Eukaryota; Fungi; Ascomycota; Sordariomycetes; Glomerellales; Glomerellaceae
Exons: 2
Coding region: 1-624 (207 amino acids)
Source: RefSeq, a predicted model, not a curated record